AUGAAAUCCCUCACAAGGCUCCAGAUCUACGGCACCGACGCAAUCGAUGAAAGCGAUGGCGACUUCUACUUUCAAAGUGGUCUUAAAUUCCAGCAGCGGUUCAGCUUAGCAGCCGUCAAUCAGGAUGGGCCGGGGUUAGACAUAGCUCACGACCUCUCCGCGCACGAUGUUGGAGUUUUAAUUCGGGAGAGUUAUGAUUUAUCUCCCAAAUUAUACUGUCCAACGAGCAUCAUUAUCAGCAUGCGGUUUCCUACCGCCAUCAAGUCAGGAAACCAAGCGCCUGUCGUUGAUCCAUUGGCUUGGACUAGAACGAUGCUCGCGGCAUCCAAAAUCCCUUCCAACCGACUCUUCUCCUUGCACGUCUCGUUCGAGCCGAAGCCCCAGUUUCAGACCGUCGAGGUACAAUUCGCUGACGUCCAAAAGCUCUAUGCAGACUUUCCUAAACUCAAAGAUAUCUCUAUAUCGAAUCCCAGGUUAUCUUGGUCAAGAGGCAUGAGCGACCGCGCGAAUGAAAGCAGAUUCUUCGAAGAAGAUACCCUCCCAGAGUGGACACCUUGUCCAUCUAACUUACCUCAUUGUAUAGACUGGUGGCUGAAGGAGUUGAGGCUCGGAUCUCCGGGGACACAGAGCGAUGAAGAGUUCGCUGAAACCAUCGCGAAAUUAGUGGAUGGCGUAUUCUUAAGAUGGGAUCCCGACAUACUUUGUAGCCCCGAAGAAUUGAUCGAUGACCUCUACAAGUACUAUAACCGCUCAAAAAGAAAUUAA
Molecule: messenger RNA, 765 nt
Organism: Rhizoctonia solani
Lineage: Eukaryota; Fungi; Basidiomycota; Agaricomycetes; Cantharellales; Ceratobasidiaceae
Exons: 2
Coding region: 1-765 (254 amino acids)
Source: RefSeq, a predicted model, not a curated record